GCGCGAGGCGGGGUGCGCCGAUUCAACGCCGGUCUCGCGCACUGCGAUGAUCAAUUCUGUGCAUGACAGCUAUUGUCCUCGCGCUUGAAACGCAACACCUGCAAGACUAAAACUAAAGCCGUUUGCUACAGAGGAAAGCAUGACAGAUAAGGGGAACAUCCGAAACGAGGAGGACUAUGUUGGGGAGAUCAAAGGGGGUCUGCGGCCGACCAUGAGGCUGGUAGUGAUGGGUAUUGUUCACAAGCGGCCCAAAAGUAUGGUAGUGUUAGUGUCAUGCCAGUCUAAAGGAGAAGGGGAUGAGGAAAUUGAGGGUGACGUGGGUCUGGAGUUGAAGGUGAAUUUUUCAGAAAAGGCCGUGCUUCGUAACGCUCGUCUGUCAGGACAGUGGGGCGCUUCAGAAACCGCCCUGUCUUUCUUCCCCUUUGCUCCAGGAGAGCCAUUUAAGAUGGAGAUUGUGUGCGAGCACCAGCAGUUCCGUAUUCUGGUGGAUGGGCAGCCCUUGUGUGGUUUCACUCACAGACUGACUCAGCUCGCAUCUCUCACUGCUCUUAGAGUCCAUGGAGACCUACAGCUCACCAAAGUGGCUUGAGCAGUGAAGUGAAGAAUUGUUUGCUAUGAGGACACAGACUAUUCCUAGAAGCAACUUGGAUGAGGUUUUAGAAUUCUAAGCGUACUGUACACAAUUGUCUUAAAGUUCCAGAACUCCCUCACUUUUUUCAGUUUCGUCUGUGUUUGUUUUGGUAGACUAAUUGGCCAUUUUGUAUAGUUUCAAUCUAGUGAGUUUUAUUGGUAGUGGCAAAUGAGGCUGUUCAUUUUAAAAUGGUUUUGGAGACAUUUGUGACCCUGGACUACAAAACCAGUCAUAAGUAGCACGGGUAUAUUUGUAGCAAUAGCCAACAAUACAUUGUAUGGGUCAAAAUUAUCGAUUUUCCUUUUACGUCAAAAAUCAUUAUGAAAUUAAGUAAAGAUCAUGUUCAGUGAAGAUCUUUUGUAAAUUUCCUACCGUAAAUAUAUCAAAACUAAAUUUUUAAUUAGUAAUAUGCAUUGAAAACAACUUUAUUUGGACAACUUUAAAGGCGAUUUUCUCAAUAUUUUGAUUUUUUUUGCACCAUCAGAUUCCAGAUUUUCAAAUAGUUGUAUCUCAGCCAAAUAUUGUCCUAUUCCAACAAACCAUACAUCAGUGGAAAGCUUAUUGAUUAAAAAAUUGACCAGCUUAUGACUGGUUUUGUGGUCCAGGAUCACAUCAGUAGGAGAAAAUCUCUGAAGAAGCUGUGUUACCUCAUGUGCAACCAGGUUUAACCAAUCCAGAUAGCAUAAAAAUUCUAAUUAAGAACGUUUUGCCAUAAACUAGCUUAGAUAGAAGAUUUCUUUCAUAGUUUUUAUAAUACAUAAUGUACUAUCUACCUUUUUGUUUGCUUUUGAUUAGAUAUUUAGUUUCUCUGGCUCUUUGAAACAGAAGCAAAAGUGCCUUCAUUUGUUCCAUUAGAUGCACUUAUACAGUAGAGGACUUGUGUGCUUGUAGCAGUAAUUGUUGUAGUUCAAAUUCAUUUGCAUUCACACAUUUGGCAGAUGCUUUUAUCCGAAGUGACUUACUUUGCAUUCAAGGUAUACAUUUAAUCAGUUUCUGCAUUCCCUGAAAAUCAAACCCAUAUUCUUGGCACUGCUGACAGUUUGAGCUACAGGAAUGUUUUUUGUUUGCCUGUCUGAAAAAAAGAGUUAAAUCAUUUCAACAGAACAGAAUAACUCAGAAUCAUAAGAAUCAUGUUUGUUUUUGCUUUGGUUCAUUUGAAUGUACCACAGAACAGUUUUGAUGGCAUUGAAUGUUCACUUUAAAAUGCAAUUCCCUGAGAUUGUGUUGGUUUGAAAAACAGGACUCAAAGUCCUCUGAAGCCUGUACUUGGUGCUGUCAAUCUACACACUUAAUGCUGCAAAUGAAGCAUGUAUUAAAUAGCAAGGUUUACUUGAAUGUCUUUUAACAUCUAAUAAUUGCAAUAUGUACUGUAAACAGUAAACUUUUCUUAAAG
Messenger RNA from Labeo rohita (rohu), 2024 nucleotides. RefSeq names its product Galectin-related protein A-like. Gene Ontology annotation, molecular function: carbohydrate binding. Lineage: Eukaryota; Metazoa; Chordata; Actinopteri; Cypriniformes; Cyprinidae. The transcript has 4 exons. The record is from RefSeq and is a predicted model, not a curated record. The coding region runs from base 140 to 589 and encodes 149 amino acids.